This is a messenger RNA of Ipomoea nil (Japanese morning glory), 1978 nucleotides long. Its product is annotated as TOM1-like protein 2. Gene Ontology annotation, molecular function: phosphatidylinositol binding; ubiquitin binding. Bases 485 to 1675 code for a protein of 396 amino acids. The record is from RefSeq and is a predicted model, not a curated record. Lineage: Eukaryota; Viridiplantae; Streptophyta; Magnoliopsida; Solanales; Convolvulaceae. The transcript has 11 exons. Gene Ontology annotation, biological process: protein transport to vacuole involved in ubiquitin-dependent protein catabolic process via the multivesicular body sorting pathway.
CUGCCCGUAUGAAGACAGCCGUCAUUGCUGUACAUCCAGCUCUUCCUACAACCAUCACUUUCAACGCUCUUUCUCUCUCUUUUCAAAGAGAUUAUUCUUCUUUAUUUAUGGGGUUUCUCUGUAAUUAAGAAAGAGAUAAAUUAAAAACUGCUGAAAGGAAGCCUUCCCAACACACACAUAUUUCCUGUGUAUGUAUCUCUGCAAUGAAUCUGUAGGUGUGUGCGUAAUUAUCAGAUAAAGAGCUGAUCACUGCAGAUUUCAAAGAUAGAAAAAGAAGCUGCUCGGGGGAGCUGGAUUCAAGACUCAGUUCAAAGAAGCUUGGGAGCCAAGAGUUUUGGUUAAAGGCACAUGCUUUGCUUCUUUACGUGAGGGCUUUAAAGUACAAGCUUUUUUUAGCAUUGCUUUGGGGAGUUUGGGGUACAUAUUCCAUCAAACAUCCAUAGGAAGAUUACUUCAUGCAUAUUGCUGACACCUGGAAAGGAAGAUGGCUGCAGAACUUGUUAAUUCUGCGACAAGUGAUAAACUUACUGAGACAGAUUGGAUGAAAAACAUCAAAAUUUGUGAAUUAGUUGCUCAUGAUCACGGGCAAGCUAAAGAUGUUAUUAAAGCUAUAAAGAAACGCCUUGGUAGUAAAAGUCCAACUACUCAAUUGUUUGCGGUGACAUUGCUGGAGAUGCUAAUGAACAAUAUCGGAGAUCCUGUUCACAAGCAGGUUAUAGAUACAGGAAUUCUCCCAGUCCUUGUAAAGAUAGUAAAGAAAAAGUCAGAUGUACCCGUGAGAGAAAAGAUAUUUCUUCUUCUAGAUGCUGCACAGACUUCCGUUGGUGGGGCUUCUGGGAGAUUCCCUCAAUAUUAUUCUGCAUAUUAUGAGCUGGUGAGUGCAGGAGUGAAGUUUCCUGAAAGACCGAAUGCUGUCCCAAAAGAGCAUCGCCCAUCAUCCAAUGAUAAUAGGAUUAAUCCUUGUGAGAGCAAACCUUCUCAGUUUGAAAAGAAUGUGCCAGAAGCGGAGCCUCAAAAAGUUUCUGAUUCAAGUAUUCUGCAUAAGGCCAGUGCUGCAUUGGAAGUCUUAAGGGAUGUACUUGAUGCUGUUGACUUUCAACAUCCUGAGGGAGCAAGGGAUGAGUUCACACUUGAUCUCGUGGAGCAAUGUUCAUUUCAGAAGCAAAGAAUAAUGCAUCUAGCCAUGACUUCUCGGGAUGAAAUGAUUGUUUCUAGAGCAGUUGAGCUCAAUGAACAGCUUGAUACAGUUCUUAAAAGGCAUGAUGCGCUUUUAUCUGCUAAACCAACCGGGAUUUCAACUCAUGCUGACUAUGAACAACCAGAGGAAGAGGAGCCCGAGCAGCUUUCCCGAAGAAUGAGAAAAGGAAAGGCUCUUCUUCAACCCGAGGAUGAAGAUCGCCCAUCGGGAUUGCUGGGAGCAUCCAUUCCAGGGAAUAUGCUGCUGCAUCGCCCACUCAUAAGACCGGUAUCUUCAGAGCAGCAGAAGCAAGAGCGGGAUUUGGGGAGAGCGGCUGCAGCAAUUCCACCUCCACCUGCAAAACAUGCCGAGAGGGAGAAGUUUUUUCAAGAAAACAAGUCAGAUGGUUCUGCCUUAUCAGGUCACAUGAGGGGUCUUUCCUUGCAUAGUCGCAACGCCAGCAGCUCCCGCAGUGGCAGCAUGGAUUUUAGCGAUUGAGCCCGACUGGUAUGGUUCCUAGUUGUCCUCGUUUAACUUUCCCUGGAAUGUGGUAAAAUAUGGGUUUUGUGUACAUUGUGGCUAGUUUUGGUUUCCAUUGGACUUGAGAUGGAGGCAGUUGCUGUUGAGUGUUUGAUGAAUCCUUGUGUUUGGAGGCAUAUGAAUGUUAUGAUGUCCUUUCAUGAAUCUUGGUUUUUGUUUUAUCGUUUACCAGCACAGGGCUCCUUUGGUAUGUAGCUAGGGAAUUCAAAUGACAUCACAAUUUUGAUAUUUAAUUCAUUCUGUGUUGUCCCUUUUGCUUAA